AGAGAGAGAGAGGCAGAACGAUGUGGCAGAGACUGCUAUAAUAACGAUAACAAUGACGAUGAUAAUGAUGAAGAAGAAGAUGAUGACGAUGAUAAUAAUAGCCACUACUACAUACAUACAGUACUACUACUACUACAGCCAUAACAAGAGGCAUGGGACAGGCUCGGCACGCCGCCGCGUAGGUCCAUGUUUUAAUCGUUCUAUUACUGUAUUACUUGCAUCCAUCACAUCAGGUUCUGCUCUUGGCUUUUCUUCUCUUCUUCCUCUUGUUCUUCUUCUCCAGUCUUGGAGCCCCAGAGCCGCCGUCUCUCUCUCUCUCUCUCUCUUCAUCUGCUUCAUCUGCUUCAUCAUCCUCUUCUUCUACUUCUUUUUUUCUCCAUCUCCAUCUUCCCCAUCUUCCCCAAUCCGUCCAUCCAUCCAUCCAUCCAUCCAUCUUCCUCCCUCUCCCUCCCACUCACUACACUUACUCUCCCACAUCUCCGCUGCCAUCCAAGCUUACUACUACUACCACUACCACUACCACUACCACUACCACUACCACUACCACUACCACUACCACCACUACUUUCUACCUGACCUUCCUCCGUGACCCACUUUUUUUUAUUCCUCGCUCCCUUCCCCUUCCCUUCCGACACUUUCUUUCUUCCUUUCCUUCUCCCUCCCCCAUAAAUCACUUUCUCCUUCACACACAACACACCCACACGCUCCUUUGCUUUCACCAAUUCGCGCCGCUGUCCCACGGUCUACUUUGCAAGCCAAUCUUGCUCUUGGCUUGUAUUCCCCCCCCCCCCUUGAUCCUUACCCAGGGUACACGUUCAACGGCUAGCCGCAUCGGCCGUUCCAGCGGUGCUUGCCAUAUCAACGGCUUUUCUUGAUAUAUCCUCUCUCUCACUCUCUCUCUCUCUCCAACAACACUCCAUCCUCAGC
This is a messenger RNA of Pseudovirgaria hyperparasitica, 927 nucleotides long. RefSeq lists its product as uncharacterized. NCBI's taxonomy places the organism in Eukaryota, Fungi, Ascomycota, Dothideomycetes, Acrospermales, Acrospermaceae. The transcript has a single exon. The coding region runs from base 53 to 589 and encodes 178 amino acids. The record is from RefSeq and is a predicted model, not a curated record.